UUGGGAAGCCGGGCGAUCCCGAGAAGCUAAGUGGGAGUGGUGCGGCUCUGCUACAGGGAAUCAUAGAAACCUGAGCUGCAGCAUACUCGGUCUGCUAAUAUUUUCAAAAUGACCACACCAAACAAGACACCUCCUGGUGCUGACCCUAAGCAGUUGGAAAGGACUGGAACAGUACGGGAAAUUGGGUCACAAGCUGUUUGGUCACUCUCAUCUUGCAAACCAGGAUUUGGAGUGGAUCAAUUACGAGAUGACAAUCUAGAAACUUAUUGGCAAUCAGAUGGCUCCCAGCCUCAUUUAGUAAACAUCCAAUUCAGAAGAAAAACAACGGUGAAGACAUUAUGUAUUUAUGCGGAUUACAAAUCUGAUGAAAGCUAUACUCCAAGCAAGAUCUCAGUCAGAGUAGGAAAUAAUUUCCAUAACCUUCAAGAAAUUCGGCAACUUGAAUUGGUGGAACCAAGUGGCUGGAUCCAUGUUCCCUUAACUGAUAACCAUAAGAAGCCAACUCGCACAUUCAUGAUACAGAUUGCUGUUCUAGCCAAUCACCAAAAUGGAAGAGACACCCACAUGAGACAAAUUAAAAUAUAUACACCAGUGGAAGAGAGCUCCAUUGGUAAAUUUCCUAGAUGUACAACUAUUGAUUUCAUGAUGUAUCGUUCAAUAAGGUGACCUGGAACCAGAAGUCAUUAAACAUAUCUUGGUUUUCUCUG
This is a messenger RNA of Eptesicus fuscus (big brown bat), 707 nucleotides long. RefSeq names its product anaphase promoting complex subunit 10 (gene ANAPC10). Gene Ontology annotation, cellular component: anaphase-promoting complex. The transcript has 5 exons. Gene Ontology annotation, biological process: protein K11-linked ubiquitination; anaphase-promoting complex-dependent catabolic process. NCBI's taxonomy places the organism in Eukaryota, Metazoa, Chordata, Mammalia, Chiroptera, Vespertilionidae. Bases 109 to 666 code for a protein of 185 amino acids. The record is from RefSeq and is a predicted model, not a curated record.